GUGAUGAAGGGAGAUUCUGUUACUCUAGACGCUGGUAUUACUGAACUACGGAGAGAUGAAGUGAUAGAGUGGAGUUUUGAACUGCGAGGGUCUCGCACACUCAUUGCAAUCAAUAAAGCAGCAAAUAAGAUCUCAAUAAAUCCUGAUGUUCUUGGUGGGGGAUUUAGAGACAGACUGCAGAUAAAUGAUCAGACUGGAGAUCUCACCAUCACAAACAUCACAACUCAACACGCUGGACUUUAUCAAGUAAACAAAGGGACCUCAUCCAGAUUCUAUAUUAAAGUCUAUGGUGCUGAUGAAGUGAAGUCAAUGUCAGUGAUGGAGGGAGAUUCUCUUACUCUAUACACUGAUAUUAGUCAAAUACAGAGACGUGAUCUGACAGAGUGGAUGUUUGGACCUCGAGAGACUCUUAUUGCUAAAAUCUAUAGAGCAGCAAAUAAGAUCUCAAUCCGUGAUGAUGUUCUAGAUGGGAGAUUUAGAGACAGACUGCAGGUGAAUAAACAGACUGGAGAUCUCACCAUCACAAAUAUCACAACUCAACAAACUGGACUUUAUCAACUGACCAUCAACUUGGUAGAGGCUUCAUUCAGAUUCUAUAUUAAAGUCUAUGCUCCUCUGCCCGUUCCUGUCAUCACCAGUAACUCUUCACAAUGUGCUUCUUCAUCAUCAUCAAGCUCAAAUUGUGUGUUGUUGUGUUCAGUUUUGAAUGUGAGAGAUGUGAGUCUGUCCUGGUACAAAGGAAACAGUUUAUUGUCCAGCAUCAGUGUGUCUGAUCUCAACAUCAGCAGCAUCUCUCUUCAUCUGAAGUGUCUGGAUGAUUCUUACAGCUGUGUGGUAAACAAUCCCAUCAGUAAUCAGACUCAACAUCUCAAUACUGAUUUCUGUCAGACGUGUUUAGGUGAGUCACAGGUGAUGUUUGUG
Messenger RNA from Paramisgurnus dabryanus, 921 nucleotides. The record is from RefSeq and is a predicted model, not a curated record. NCBI's taxonomy places the organism in Eukaryota, Metazoa, Chordata, Actinopteri, Cypriniformes, Cobitidae.